UUGAUUACUGACUGGCUGAGAAAAGGCAAUUGUAAAAUAAUUUUAUAUUGUAAUAAAUUAAUUAAUUGUGAAAAUAAUAGUGUUGUAAAUAAUUCCAAAAGCUUGUUAAAAAUUUGAAAAAAUAUAUAUAAAACUACUUACGAAGUGGUUUGAAAAUUAAGCUUUAAUAUAAAAUAUACAUUUUAAUGCUAAUGUAUAGUAGCUCCACGUUUUAAGUUAAUUGAAGCAGUUACGAAAGUAUAAAAAAAAUUCCAUAGUACAAGAAACAAGAAACAAAUAUGGAUAGAAAUAAUGAUAAUAUAAAUAUCAAUGUACCCAGAUCUAGUAAGAAAAUUACUGCUAUUAAACCAGUCAUAAAAUUGGAAACCAAUCCUGAUAUUCUUAAAAACUUAAAGGAAGUUUUCAGUUCUCAAAAAAUAAAAGAACAAAUAAAAAAUGCUGUAAACAAACUGCAAGCUGAUGAUGCUCUACCAUCCACAAAACGAAUGAAUAUUAUUUACCCUGACGUUAGGAAAGAUAAGCCAAAACUGCUCCCGAAUUUAGUUAAAGAAACAUUGAGAACAUCAAUUUUGCACAAAAACAAUUCAAAAAGUGAUAAUAAAACUUUCACUAAAACCUCAAAAAGCGCAGUUGAAACUUGUAUCACUAAAUUAGAAGAUUUUCCAAAUAAAAAUCAGCCGGAAAAAUUAAAUUUUAGCAGAAAAAAAAUAGAUGAACAUAAAUUACAAAAUUCUAAAAUACUAAAUAAAAAAUAUUCCGAUAAGGUGCCGUCAAAGAAUUUUACCAGCAACGCAGAUAAAGUCGAUUUAAACUCAGGAAAUAAGAACAAUUACGUUUUGAAUUUGGACUCAGUUAGCGCAGGACAGAAUGUGGAUUAUUCAAUUAAUUUCAAUUUUGAAAGCCCAAAAGAUAUCAACAAGUCUCCUUAUUUGGGAAAUGAAAUUUUACUUAAUAAUCUUUUUCAAAGUACUAGCGAACAACUUUUAAAAGCUCCCCGUAAGGAAAAAAUUAAAACGGACGAUUUCAAACGUUGUUUAGAAUAUGGUACUGAAACUGAACAGGAAUCUAAGCAGUUGGGAAUUAAUCCAGAUUAUAAAAAUAAAUUUGAUCAAAUAAAGUGUAGGAAUAAAAUCAUCAAUCUCAAUUUUAAAGAUUAUAAUAGCAAAAAAAAUAAAAACAACAAAAAAUAUUCAACAAAUGAAGAAACUAACACAAGUAAUUUAAAUUUAGAAAAAAGUAAUUAUGGCUCGCAGAAAAUGCAAAAUCCAUUUAAUUACACACCAGAUAUAUAUGCAUUGAAAAGUUCAAAAGGUAUGCAUUACGGAAUACCUGAAAUUAAAAUUCAAAAAGCUUCAAUAAAUAUUCAAGGAGAAGAAGUCGAUAAUUAUAGGGCACACAUCUUAAAUAAAAAGCAUUUAAAGAAUGAUACGAAGAAAUCGGAAUAUACAAAAAAAGAAAAUUCAAUUGAAGAAAAAACAACAAUAGCUCACAAUUUUAUCAAAACACAAUUAGAAAAGAACUCGAUAUUUAAAUCACCAGAAAAUCCACCAAAGCAAAAAUUGGAUGAUUUAAGUUUCCAGGAAAUAUUUUUGAUAAGUGAAAUUGAAGAGCAAAGAAAUCCUAAUGACUCAUUCAUAAAAAGUGAGGAAAAUUUUGAUGUCAAUCUGCAGGACAUAACGAAUGAUAAUGACCAAAAUAUUGUUUGUCUACCCUAUAUUGAUGCCUCACCAGAACGCUGUAGCUCAAGCAGUUAUUCGCCAAAAUUAAUUCAAGAUUUAGAUUCAAAUAAAAUUUUUCAAAAGAAGUCAAUUGGGUAUUCGCCUAAAUCAGUUCAAAAUAUUGAUACAAAUUCUAUUUGGAAACAAAAUUUUACAAAUAGCGAAAAAAUUCAUAAUACAAAUGAUUUAGAUUCACCGAUUAAAUACCAUUUAGAUACUUCGGAUACAGUGAUGACAUUUAACCAAGAAACUUCAGUAGAUGCUGUUGACUUCUUGUGCAAUCUCCAAAAUGAUUUUAUCAAAAAUGAAGAUGAUGAUGUCUCAGAUACAAGUUCUACUAUUGACGAAGUAGAAAUAUUGAAACCUGAGGACUUUUUACAGAAUAUUUCACAAUCUUUUACGCAAAUAAAAGAAAAAAGUGGAACCAUUCCAGAAUUUCCUUCUACGGGUUCAUGCGAAAAACAUUUUGAAGAGGAAACUGUUUCACCAAGAUUAGCUCCUAUUGUUAUUGAAAACAAAAUUUUGGCUGAAAGUGAAAAAGUCAAUUUAGAUCUUUGCUUAGGAAAUGUUGUUCAAAUAGAUGAAAUUGUAAACAAUUGUAGUUCUGUGACAACCAUAUUUGAUGGCAAUCAUAAUGAUAAUCAUUUAGAAACUUUAACACAAGAGUCUCAUUCUGAGGAACAAUCUGACGUAAAUAAUGACAUCGAAAUGAAAAACUCUGAAUCAAACUGCAUUGUAACAGAAUUGAGCGAAUUUAAAGAAUUGGAAUAUGCAGAUAUCUUGGAACAUCCAUCUGACGAGGAAUAUUUAAAUAAACGCAACCUCAUAAGAGUAGAACACGAAAAAGUUUUAGAAAAUAGUGAAAUUCCUUCGAAAAUAACCGAAAAAAAUAAUUGUGAACAUAACAACAAUGCAACUCAAUCAAAUCGCAACCCAAUUACUGGUAAAACAAACAACAUUUCAGAUAACAUAGCUCUAAUGCAUGAUAUUUCUCUUUCGAAAGAAAUCAAAGAAAAUAGUUGUAAUAUUACUGGUUCUGCAGAUGAUAAAAUCAAUGCAAUUCAAUCAAAUUGCAACCCAAUAACUGGCAAAACAAAUAAUAUUUCUGAUAACAUAGCUCUAAUGCACGAUAUUUCUCUUUCGAAGGAAAUCAAAGAAAAUAGUAGUGAUAUUACUGCUUGUGCAAAUGAUAAGAUUAAUGCAACUCAAUCAAGUUGCAAUUCAAUAACUGGUAAAACAAAUAACAUUUCAGAUAACAUAGCUCUAAUGCAAGAUGAAGUUCCUUAUUUUGAAGAAGAAAUUAUUACUACCACACAAACGGCAACGAAUUCAAAUAACUUGAAUUGCGAUGCUAAAGAAAAAUCAAUGAAACCAAAAGCUAUUCCCAUUAGUAGCAGGAGGCCCCGCUUGCGUGGUAGUAAAAUAAAUUUAGUUGAAAGAAAGAAAACUCCUGCAGUAAAAAAUGAAAAUUCUAAUUUAUCAAAAAGACCAGAAAAUAUUGAAAAUCCAGCAAUUAGUCCUCAUCACACAAAAAAAAUUAAACUAACUAAUGAAGCAAACAAUUUUAAUAAGUCAAAAGUUGAAAAAUUGCAUGAAGGGAGUGAUAAUGAUCCCACUGACAAUACUGAACAUGAUACUAAAAUAUCUUCUGACAAAAACAAAAAUGAUAUUGGGCAAAAUAUUUACAAUAACCAACACCAUGAAAACAGUUCUACGUUUUCAAAAGACGCAUGUAUAGCAGAAACAAAUUCAUCUAUUUGCGAAGCAGAAAUUUUCAGUUCUGAAACUGUCAACUCAAAUCCAACAAAAAGUGAAAGCUUCGUUACUACUAGUGAACAAAAAUCGUGCGACGCAGAAAUGUUUAAAGGAGACGAUUCAAAUGAGAGCAACAUAAGCACUUCUGUUUUUAAUGGAUUUGAUUUAAGUUUGGUAAAACAGGAAGACUACUUGAUUUCCCAGCUCUAUAAUAGUGCAAUCGAUCAAAUAGCCAACAAAUUGAUUGAGUCCGAGCCUAGUAAGUAUUCCAUAAUGGAAAGCACAGCUUGUUCUGCAGUCAAAAGGGAAAUUGGAAAUGCUGAGAGUAUAACAAGCGCCAUUUUUUCAGAAUUACCUUCAAAAUUUUCUGAAAAUUUAAAUCACAAAAUUAAUACAGGCUCAGAUAGUGAACAAAACAUUUGUUUUAAAAAUUUUUUACAAAAUUCUCGCAAUAUGGCUAUUGAACAAGAAACAAAUAAUGAAACUAUUACAUUUGGAUCCACUAUAAAACCUGAAUUAAUUAAUCCACCUGAACGUAAAAGGAAAAUUUCAAAAAUAUUACAAAAUUCAAAAAGAAAAUUUGAAAAAGCGUUAACUUCAGAUACGGAUAGUCCAGACGAAAAUGACUGCGUUCCUUUAAAAAAACGACCAAUACGUAUAGGAAAUAUGUUUUCAAAUAGUUCAGCUUCUGAAACUGAACAAUCAAAAAAAGAAAAUAGAAUAAGAAUUUUAGAUAAACGAAAUUAUUUUUCAUCUAGGAAAGAUAGUGAAAAUUCGACAACUAGUGAUCAUCAACAUUCUAUAUCAGAUUUUUCUAAUAUUCAAAAUGAAUUUGAAAAUAACAACACUUUAAAAACAGGUGAAAGAAAUGCAUUAUUAAAAGGAAAUGAUAAGAAAUGUGAAGAAACAAGUCAGAUUUCCGAAAGUCUAGAAAAUAAAAAAGCGAAAAAUGUUUCAGAAACGAGUGGACUAUGCGAAAUACAUUCCAAUACAAAUAAAAUUGAAGAAACCAGCACAAAAACUGAAGUAACAAUAAAUACUUCAAUAAAAGAAAAAAAAAUUAAUAAUUUCGAAACUUUCGAAUUGAAUGCAUUAGAGAAUAUAAAUACUUCUCAUAGUAAUUUAAUGCAUAAUGGCAUUCCUAAAAAAUUUAUUGAAGAAAAAUUAAAACAUUUGGAUAAUACUGGGAUUGAUUCGUUAAAAAAGAAGAAAAAUAGAAAAAUGAAUGUGUCUAAUGAUAACGUUCAGAUUAAGCAGCAUGAUCAAUAUAAAGAAUUAAGUAUAAGCGGUACGUUUAAAAAGAAAAAAAAUGAAAAAUUGGAUGACUGUAAUGCUAACGAUAGUAUUCUGAUUCAACAAGAUGUUCAAAAUAAAACAUUACAAGUUAAUGAUACGAUAAAAAAAAAGAAAAAUAAAAAAGUUGAUAAAUCAAACGCUAAUAGCCAGGUUAUACAAGAUGAGAUAAAGAAAGAAUUAAAUCUUAAUAAUACAUUAGGCAAUAAGAAAAUCGAUAAAAAAACAACAGGAGAAUCUAACACUGAAAAGAAAAAACGAAGCCGAAAAAAAGAACAAACAGAAGUAAAUAUAUCUGAACCGUUUUCACACCUGCAGAAAGUUGGUGCAUUUGAAAAAUUUUACAAUCAGUUAAUACCUGUUACUCCAGCUCGUCGUAAAGCCCAAGUGGCAGAAAAUAGUAGUUUAUUAAGAAAAUUGCAUCCUAAUUUAUUAUUAAUUGAUAAGCGCUGUGAUAUAGAUAAUUUUAAAAUUAAGAAUAUAGCUGAAGAUACAAAACUUGAAAACGAAGUUAUUUGUGGACUCUGCAAUGAAACAGUAUUAAAAAAAGCUUCAGCAUGGUCGGAUCACUUGCAAUCACAUUAUGGUGUUGGUUGGAUUGUCGGUGAAGAAAGCAUUGAUGUUACACAGUAUAACACUGUUUUAAAUUUUAUGAUAAAUUUUAUGAGGGUCACUAAUAUCAAAUCAUUUAAAUGUCGAAUGUGCCAAACUGAAUUCAAAUCUGCAUUAGGAGUUCUAUCGCACAUUGUAUCAUGUGGUCUUGAAAAAGAAGAAAGGUUUAGUAAAACGCAUUUGGCUUGCGAGAUCUGUAAAAAACACAUUCACUAUGUGACCUUUAAUUCCCACGUAAAAAAUUGUUUAUUGAAACAAAAUGAGCCAACAAAAGAUGAAGCAAAAAUUUCAGAAAAUACUGAGGUUCUUAGUAAUACAGGAAGAUUUAAAAGAAAAUCCACAGUUAAAGCAGAAAAUAAAUUAAAAGCAAUCGAAAAUGACAUAAAGUUUGAUGCUUCCAACUAUAUAAAAACAGUUCAUGCUACACGCGGCGGAAUUCACCGAUCUUGGAAAAGAAAACUAGAUGCUGGCAUGACAGUGAAAUGUUGUGCCGAAAAUUGCGAAGAAAAUUUUAGUGAUUUAAUUUCAUUAAAAGCACAUAUAAAAGAUUGUAACAAAAUUUUGAGAAUAGCUUUUAAGUGCUCGCUCUGUAAAUUUACUGAUACUAAUGCAGAAAUAGUGAAAACACAUGUUCACAAAGAGCAUGAAAAAAGUUUAAAAAAUUUGAAAGACUUGAACAGUGAUUCUGAAAUCGAAUUUUCCAAAAAAGAUUUGUCGCAAUCAUCUGAAGAAUGUUCGUCUGGUGUUGAUGAAAAUGAAGUUUCUACUGAAGAAGAGAAAAGCAACAUUUCUGACGAAGAAUGCAACAGGAAGAAGAAACCAAAAAAGUCAAAUGAGCAUUAUGUCAAACGUCUCCAAAUAUUUCCAAGCACUAGCAGAGCAAGAAGUUUGUUACCAUCUGAUCGAUAUCCUUUUAGAGAGAUAUCAAACAAAGUUCGAGAUUCGAGCAAAUUUUUUUUCAAACAUAAUUAUACUUCAGAUGUUUUAUUCCCAAAUUUUCUACCAAUUUGCAUUUCUACUGAUAAUAUCAUAUCUAAGGAAUACCAGCCGGUCAAUAAUGUAUCAAUGAAAUUUUCUUUUUCAAAAAUGCAAAUGAACAAACGUUUUGGUAGUUCUAAAUGUUCUGAACUUCUAGAACUAGAAUCCUUCAAAUGGAUAAAAAAUAGAGACGAAAUUUUAUUGUACAUCGGUGGUCCUAUAACCGCAUUAGAAUGGGUGCCUUUACCAGAUUCAGUUUCACAAAAGUCACAAUACUUAGCUAUAAGUUUUAAAUCUAAUUAUAAUAAGUACACUAGGGUCAUAAACCAAAAAUCUCAUAAAACUUUAAUACUCAUCUUUAAAUUAGAAAUAUUUGAAAAAAGUUUUGGUGAAGUUUUUGCUUCACAAUCUGAUUCACCUAACUUCUCAUUUGAAUAUGGUAUAACUCUUGAUGACGGUCCAGUGCAUGAUAUGAAAUUUUUACCUAGUGGUGGAUAUAAUCUUGACAUAAACCGCUUAGGUUUAUUAGCGGUGGCAAGUGCUAAAAAUGAUGCUGUAAUAUAUUCUUUACCAAUAGAAGUACCACAAAAUUUAUAUUGCACAUUAAAUGAUAAUAUUAAACUAAUAUUUUUGGAACCAGUAAUAAAACUGACAAUGAACUUCAAUUUUGAUGAAUAUGACGAAAUAUUACAAAAAAAAAAUCACUACUUUGUGCAAUGUUGCAAAAUUGCAUGGUCAAAGGCCAAAGGGCAUAACAUUCUUGCGACUGGCUAUGCUAAUGGUUGUGUAGCUUUAUUUGAUAUCAAUCCAGAAGACAAUUUAAAUUGCUCUCAAAGUGAAACAGAAAAUCAAAUGUUACAAUUUUCGCCUAUUAGCUUCCUUAGAGUCAGUGAAAAACAUAUAACAUGUUUAGAUUUUCAUUACGAUUUCAAAGAAGCACGAUGGUUAUCAGCCGGAUCAUAUAGCAGAAUCCUGAAAAUAUUGGACAUUGAAAAUCCAUCAAAUCCAACUGUUGUUUUUGAAGACAUUUCAAAAAGUUUUUUAACAUCAUUUACUUGGCCAAUUGUUUGGGAAAAUAUUGUUUUUGCUUCCAGCAGUGAUUUAUGUAUAGCUGGACCAAUAGCAAUGAGUCCAAUGCAAUUACUUUUUACACGCAAAAGAUUUGCUUAUAUUCCCAGUGGUAUUACAUGUCUGGAUUAUAAUCCAUGGAAUAAUAUUUGCGUAAUUGGAGCUGAAAAUGGAGAUUUUACAAUGGAAUUCAGAACUGAGUAUAAUUUAGAUUGCACAUUAAAACGAUAUGUGCAUGCGAAAAUAGUAACAUAUACUGAUUUAAUCAGACUCGACGGUAAUAAUCAUCUAACAACUGGGGAGUUAUCUAAAAAUAAUAAAAAGGGAAAUAAAAUAAAGAACGAUGACCCAAAAUUGCCUACUUCAAAUGAAGAAAACGUAGAACCUCUGAAGUUUUUUGACAAAGAUUACAAAAUUAAAUAUGGUUUGGUCUUUGGCCCUUUAAAUUUUAGUAAGAAGCAAGAUAAAAUUUAUAAUACAGAAGAACGAAAUCCUCUAAUCAACCUCGAUUACUACGUUCGCAUAAACUCAGUAGCAUGUAAUUCAAAUUUCCAUGGUUCAAAUUUUUAUACUUUCGGCUAUGAAAAUGGUUUUAUUAGAAUAUUAUAUAAGAAAUUACCAAAUCUCUAAAAUUAGGUUUUAUGAUAUAGAAAGUUUUGAAAUUGAAAAUUUGUAUAUUUCACUAAAAUACAAUAUUAGUUUGAAGAUUAAUUUAUAUAAGUUUGUUAUUUAUUAUAAUAGAUAC
Messenger RNA from Condylostylus longicornis, 8169 nucleotides. RefSeq lists its product as uncharacterized. The record is from RefSeq and is a predicted model, not a curated record. The coding region runs from base 279 to 8054 and encodes 2591 amino acids. Gene Ontology annotation, biological process: transcription by RNA polymerase III. NCBI's taxonomy places the organism in Eukaryota, Metazoa, Arthropoda, Insecta, Diptera, Dolichopodidae. Gene Ontology annotation, cellular component: transcription factor TFIIIC complex. The transcript is spliced from 10 exons. Gene Ontology annotation, molecular function: protein binding.